UUUCUCUUUCUUUCUUUCCCUUCUUUUCUCUUCUCAUUUCCCUUUGUCUCUUACUUUUUACUUUAUAUCAUCUCUAUCAUUUUUAUUGUGAACCUCAAUUCAUCAUAUUCAUGUCAGCCGAACUAUCAGAAGCAGAGAAGAUUCGUUUGAAACGCGCCGCCAAAUUAGAACAGCAAGCUGAAGAACAAAAGAAACGUCAAGAGGAACAACAAAGAUCAACUGGUCAGGAUCAACAACAACAACAACAAGCAAGAAAACUUAAACCUUUACCUAUUCUCGAUGAAACAAACCCAACACCUGCAGUUAAGCCAAAAUUUAGGUCAACGGUAACAUCUUCUACUAGUCCACAAAACACGUCCACUGUAACCACGUCAACAAGUCCAGCAGAAACUAAAAACCGCAUUACUUCAACUCCUACUGUUCAAGCACCAGCAAAAUCAUUUGAAGAAUGGCAAAAUGAUGCUUACUCUCGUAUACUUCAAGUCACCUUAGAUCCUAAUGCUGUUUAUAAACGUGGUAUCUGUGUCUAUCUAUAUAGCUUGGUACAAGAAUUAGAAGAAGAGAAUGAAUCGAAACCAUAUUUGUUGAAGAUGGAUUUAUUAGAUCGUGUUUUGAUUGCUCGUAUGUCAUUGGAUCCAAAUGAACCACAUGCUGAAUUACCUGCUGAUGUACAAGCAUCAUUGAAAAUUCGUCCCUUUGAUUAUCUUCUGAAAUGCUGGAAACAAGCGCAGGACAUCAGACGCAAUACUUUGAUUAGAAGCAAGAACCUGGAACAAUCUGUACUCAAUCAAAGAAUCAAUGCUUUAGACUUGGUCAAGAAUCUACUCAUAUCUUAUUCUGGACUUAUUAUCCAAAUUCCUGAUAUGUUCCCUCAAAGCGAUUCGAUAUUGGAACAGGGUCCUGCUCAACUUGUCCCUAAGUUAUUGGCUGAUCCUGAUUCAUCGGAUGGGCUACCAAGGAGUUACAUUGCUGAUCUAGUAUCUCGUUUUGCUGAUGAAGGACUAGAUACGAUCUUGGGUCCUGCUUUAUCAAUGAUUUCGGCUCAAGUUCGACAAUUCAGUAUUAUUAGUAACUUUACUCCUCAUCUUCAGUCUCUUUUAAUACUUUGUGAAAACAAGACUGUUGCAGCCUCGUUGACUACUUUCCCGGAUUUUGAUCCUCAAAAUGCACUUGCUUCCAAUAUUGAACAAUUAUCACUUCUUGGACCAUUUUUCUCCUUGUCUGCUUAUCCAGAUAGUGCUCCUGAUGUAGGUGAAAAGUAUUUUCAACAUUCUGAAGAUAGAAAUCAAGCAGACUUGAACUCGGCAAUGAAUGGGUUACGUGGUACCAUGCGAAACUUGGAGCGUUCACUAUUCACUCUAUCCAACAGUAUUGUUCGAUCUGGUACUGAACCACGAGAAUUACUUUUGAAUUACUUUGGUCAUAUUCUCAAACUAAAUGAAAAGCGUGCUCAAAUGCAAGUGGAUCCGCGUACUGUAGCUUCUGGUGGAUUUAUGCGAAAUGUAUGUACUACAUUAUUAGCGUUUUGUGAACCGUUUUUGGAUAUUAGAGCUUCAAAGAUUGACAAGAUCGACACCACCUACUUUAGAACUUCUAAUCGAAUUGAUGUGAAAAAGGAUACCAAGAUUAACGCAGAUGAAUUACAGUCAGAUGCUUAUUACAAUGCAGUACAGCCAACAACAAAUCAUAAUUUUAUUACCGAAAUCUUUUACUUGACAUUGACUUUCCUUCACUGUGGUCCUAUUCGAUCAUUUGUCAACUUUAACCAUUUUAUUCGCGAAUAUGGGGAACUCAAAAAACAAUGUGACAAGGCUCAAGAGGAUGCAGCACAAUCAGCAAACUCACCUCAAGGAGUGAUACAAGAUUAUGUGGCCAAACAAUUGAAGAAAAACUUUGAAAAGAUGACUCAACAAAAACUGGCUUACGAAACGAUGCUAUUGGACCCUGAAUUCCUUAGUCAAGUGAUGCAAUUCUAUAAUUUAGUGAUGGCUUGGCUUAUUCGAAUGGUAGACCAAAAACAUCGUCAUCCUUGGGAUACAGUUCAACUUCCUCUACCACAUGAUAUUCCUGAAAACUUUUCAAUGUUACCAGAAUGGAUUAUUGAAGAUAUUGUGGAAUAUUUCAUUUUCCUCGGAAAAUAUGGUUAUGAAACUCAAGUUAUCAAAAGUCAUCCUCAAGAAGAACUUGUUACUUUUAUCAUCACGUUUUUACGCAACAUGAAAUAUAUCAAGAAUCCUUAUCUCAAAGCCAAGUUUGUCGAGAUUCUUUUCUUCUUCACUCAUCCAUUGGGCAAUGGCAUUCCUGGAGAGUUGGAAGCUAUGUUGAACUCCAAUCCUUUGGCGCUCAAACAUCUUGUACCAUCUUUGAUGGCUUUUUAUGUCGAUGUCGAACAAACUGGUGCAAGCUCACAAUUUUAUGACAAAUUCAACAUUAGAUACAAUAUCAGUCAUGUCAUGAAAAGAAUAUGGAAUCAUCCUAUGCAUCGCGAACAACUUCGGGAAGAGAGCAAAAAUCAAGAAUUAUUUACUCGAUUCAUCAACAUGUUGAUGAGUGAUAUUACUUAUCUUAUGGAUGAAAGUGUCAGCAAAUUAAUAGAAAUCCACCAAAUACAAACUGACAUGGAGGAUAUAGCAUCUUGGCAAGCUCAACCAAUGGAAACAAGACAAGAACGGGAAGCCAAUUUACAAUCAUUGGAAAGACAAGCACAAUCCUAUAUAGCUUUAGGCAACGAAACUAUUCAUAUGCUAGGAUAUAUGUCAGGCGAAGUAGUAGAACCUUUCAUGGUGAAUGAAAUUGUGGAUCGACUUGCAGCCAUGCUUGAUUAUAAUCUCUCUCAAUUGGUUGGACCCAAAUGUACAGAACUCAAGGUCAAGAAUCCUCAAAAGUAUCAUUUUCAGCCACGAAAACUCCUCUCUGAAUUCAUUGAUAUUUACUUGAAUCUCAAUACACCUACGUUUGUACAAGCGGUUGCUCGAGAUGAAAGAUCAUUUAGAAAGGAAUAUUUUUCCAAGGCAGCAUCCAUCUUAUUGAAAUAUCGAUUGAAAUCCAAUGAUGAUAUCAUGGCUUUGGAACAAUUUGUGAAUCAAGUGGCCAAGGCUGUACAAAGUGGCGCAGAUGAAGAAGACGAAUUAGGUGAAGCUCCGGAUGAAUUCCUAGAUCCGAUCUUCUUCUCAUUGAUGGAAGACCCUGUAUUACUUCCUACCUCUGGUAUCAUUGUGGAUCGUAGUACUAUCAGGGCACAUUUGUUGAGUGACAGUCGUGAUCCUUUUAAUCGAGCACCUUUACAAAUGGAUAUGAUUCAACCGGCUACUGAACUUCGUGAUAGAAUCUUGGCAUGGAAAACACAACAAAAACAAAGCAAGAUGGAUACAAGCCUUUAGUUUUUAGGAUAUUCCCCCCUUCCCCAUCACAGCGUAGCAAUGAUCUUAGUUUACACAUUCAAACUAUUUAUUACACACUAUUUUAUCGUUGCUUUGAUAUAUUUGAU
Molecule: messenger RNA, 3487 nt
Organism: Halteromyces radiatus
Lineage: Eukaryota; Fungi; Mucoromycota; Mucoromycetes; Mucorales; Cunninghamellaceae
Product: ubiquitin elongating factor core-domain-containing protein
Exons: 23
Coding region: 111-3380 (1089 amino acids)
Biological process (GO): protein polyubiquitination
Cellular component (GO): nucleus; ubiquitin ligase complex; cytoplasm
Molecular function (GO): ubiquitin-ubiquitin ligase activity
Source: RefSeq, a predicted model, not a curated record